GCUUAGGUUUUGUUGUGAAAUUUUGAAAACUUAAUUCAGAGAAACUUCCUCUACUACUUAGUUGAUGUACUUGACGAUCUGAACAUCUGACGAUACCUAUUCGAGAGCGGUGUUCGUCAUCAUGGCGGAAAGCAUGUUGGAACAGUAGACUGUGUCGACUGCCUCGUGAAGAAGGGAUUUUCAUUUCCUGAUUAAUCAUACACAGCGUUGUCAUUAUCUCAACAUGUUUACCAUUUGUAUGAAACAGCCUGCAGUGGAGCCCAUGCAGGUGGACGCUGCACCAGAGGAGAAUGAUAAUGUUGAGGAGGAGCAACAUUACACUGUGGACAACCCCUCCGUGGAUUUAGAACAAUAUGCCUCCCAGUACUCUGGGCUGGCCAAACUCAACAGGCUGAUGUUCAUAUCGGACCACUGUCCGUCACUCAAAGUGGAAGCUCUACGCAUGGCUCUCACCUAUGUGAUGACGACCUACAAUACAAACCUGUAUCAAGUUGUACAUAGGAAGCUGCAAGAAGCUGUGUCAACGUCAUCUACUCUACCUGAUGCUGUGGCGGGAGCUGUGCACAAUGUGCCGGCGCUAGACACUCAGUGGAUCGAAACUACAGCCAAGAAGGCUGCCCUCAAGCUGGAGAAACUGGACACAGACUUGAAGAACUACAAAAGUAAUUCUAUCAAGGAAAGUAUACGGCGGGGCCACGAUGACCUUGGAGAUCACUAUCUAGACUGUGGUGACUUAAGCAAUGCAUUGAAGUGCUAUUCAAGGGCAAGGGACUACUGUACAAAUCCAAAACAUGUUGUAAACAUGUGUUUAAAUGUUAUAAAGGUUAGUGUGUACCUUCAGAACUGGUCUCACGUCCAGAGUUACGUGAACAAAGCAGAAGCGACACCCGAAGCCACAGAGCAUGUAAAAGAUGGGCAAUUCAUCCAGACAAAGUUAAGAUGUGCAGCAGGAUUGGCAGAUCUCGCUACUAAAAAAUACAAAUCAGCAGCCAAAUAUUUUCUUCAAGCUAGCUUUGAUCACUGUGAUUUUCCAGAGCUUUUGUCUGCCGGCAAUGUAGCAACGUAUGGUGCCCUAUGUGCCCUAGCUUCAUUUGACAGACAAGAGUUACAGAGAAACGUCCUUUCUAGCAGUUCUUUCAAACAGUUCUUGGAGCUGGAACCACAGCUGCGGGAUAUUAUACACAAAUUUUAUGAAUCCAAGUACGCCUCCUGUUUAAAGUUGCUGGAUGAAAUCAAGGAUAACUUGUUGUUAGACAUGUACCUGGCCCAGCAUGUAACAACGCUGUACACACAAAUAAGGAACAGAGCUCUGUGCCAAUACUUCAGUCCUUACCUGUCAGCGGACAUGAAGAAAAUGGCUGAAGCUUUCAAUACGACCGUCCCUGCCUUGGAGGAUGAGCUGAUGCAACUGAUUUUAGAUGGGCAGAUCAACGCUCGCAUAGACUCUCACAAUAAGAUCUUGUAUGCCCAAGAUGUAGACCAGAGAGCCACAACCUUCCAGAAGGCGAUAACAAUGGGGAAAGAGUACCAAAGACGGACAAAGGCCUUGAUACUUCGAUCUGCAGUGUUAAAAAAUCAGAUUCAUGUCAAGAGUCCACCUCGGGACGGGGGUACAGGAGGUGAGAUGUCCAUCGCACCAGGCAAUGCGUCAUCAGCAAGGAACUGAGGCAGGAUUUAAACUUUGAAGAACUCGUAAAUGUUCUGUUUUGUCCCAGCAUUCUGCUGGACAUGUGGCAGAUUUGAUCCACCACGAGUUGUCAUCAUCACCAGCAGCAGUAGCAGCAGCAUCUGCUGCCUGCUGCAUCUCUUGCGUGCACAGCGGCGUACCAUAACGCAGCUCUGCUUGGUCAUAAACUGUGAUACCCAGUGAAACACUGUACUUUGGGCCUCUACCAGACACAGUCAUAGACAGAUUCUGUGGGAGUGGUACAGAAUCGCAGAAAUGUUCACAGCGUUUCGUUGUGGAUUACUUACAUACCUUAUAAAUAUAUAUGCAAAGCUGAUGAUACUGAAUGAUGGAUGUCAAAGUGCUCAAGACUAAGAACUUUGAACUAGUGCUACUUACAAUAUCAUGUAGAGGACUUCUUCAGUUCCUCACUAUCCAAGACUUAUCGUAAUUGGUUUGACUUACAUCCGCAAUAGAUAUCUUAUGAUGUUAUUUUGGAAGAACUGUAUGUACCCACGUAUCUGAUAUGGUAUCUGAUAAAGCAACGAGGUUUUUGAAAAUGCUAUUGUUGGCUUGAUUGUUACGUUUUGCCAGUUGUUACUGUCAUGCCAAACCCAGUUAUCUCCCCUUGCUGUGCCAUGUAUCCCACCAGGGACUAAUGUAUUUGUGUGAUAUACAGUUUGACAAAUAACUUUACAAAUCAUUAAAAAAUAGCAUGGGAUAUGGUUCACAUAAAUUCCAAUUCAUUCGUGUUGAUUUACAAGUACAUGUAAUGGCAAACCUGUCCCCAAAAUGUACAAGUAUAUGAUAUUGCAUUGGUCCUUAAUCUGUUUAAAGUAUUCAAGAGAUGUGUGAAUAUCCUCUGUAAUAGAAUAAACAUUCCUUUGUGACAGAAACACGUAGGUUUGAAACUAGAUUAUUUCAUUCUCAGCUUAUCAAUCACUAUAACUGACAUAGUUUUAAAAGCUAUUUGCCAAAAUUAUUUUCAUAACGUGAUUGUCAUUUUGGACUAGUUAACAUGUUAAAUAAAUGUUGAUUGCAUUGAAGCUGCAAAAUCAUUUUCAGUAGACAAAUAUGUAAAAUUUCAUUAUUUUGCCUUCAAGAUUUCUAAAUUCAACAUAUCAAUGAUGUUGUAUAUUUGCUGGAUUAACUCAGAGAUGAUGGUCAGAUUUGAUUUCAAAAUAACCAACUGAAUUUUGGAGGUUUGAGUGUGAAGUAUCCAGAAAACAGGUAUUUGUAGACUCAAGCAGAUCUGGUAAAAUUGAUCCUAAUUUGAAUUUGAACGACAGUCAAGCUACCUACUUGUAGAUGGAACAGUUUGUGUAUAUACUGUGAGUUAACAAAGGUUUUCAGCAAUAUUGUUCUGUGUACAAGUUUAUCUUCAAGCCAUAUUGUCUACACUCCGCUUCAUAUGAAAUAAUAUAGUAACACUACAUUUAUGAAUAUAGCUCACCAGAUUGUCAUUGUGACUCUAAACAAGGAACGGGAAGACUGUUUUCUGCUUAUGGAUAAUGUAUAUUUUAAUGGAUUUCUUACAAAUUUGAGCAAUUGUGCCUGGCACAGAAUGGUCGAGGGUUUGAAACAUUGUUAUUCUUUGUACCAGUAUCUAUAAAUACAUCAUGUACUUGAUCAGUGUUUAUUAUUUUUAAUACGGUAACCAUGGUAACAGUGCUUCAAACUCCUCAGCAUAAUGGUAUUUAAAAUGGUUCUUGUUUAUUGUAUUUUGAGAGUUCAAGAGUCACAGGUUUUCUUGAUUUCAUUAUGUGUAUUGUCCAGUUACCAUGAUUGAACAUUCAGGUUUUUAAUGCAAGUUGUAUCAAAAUAAAGCCGAAAUUGACCUGUUAGGAAUGGCUGUCAAUACUCAUAUUACUCUGUAUACUGUUUAAAUUGUUGCCAUAUUUGUUGCAUUUGUAAAUUUUCCUCGAGUUCCUGAAUUGACAAUACUACUGUGGCUCUUAUAUGGUAAUAGGUCUUUUACUGAAAUAUUUUAUCAUUCUUGUGUUAAUGUGAAUGAUGCUAUUCACCACCAAAUCUUUCACUAGAAAUCUCAUUGUAUUUAAGUAAAGAGUGACCUUGAUGUACAUGAUGAAAAUGUUAAUUUGAAGAUCAUGUUUUGAUAUGAAAUGUAGCUGUGGGAAAUACACAGUGGAUGCACA
Haliotis rufescens (red abalone) is the source of this 3822-nucleotide messenger RNA. Its product is annotated as COP9 signalosome complex subunit 1-like. Gene Ontology annotation, cellular component: COP9 signalosome. NCBI's taxonomy places the organism in Eukaryota, Metazoa, Mollusca, Gastropoda, Lepetellida, Haliotidae. The record is from RefSeq and is a predicted model, not a curated record. Bases 224 to 1666 code for a protein of 480 amino acids. The transcript has 14 exons.